Molecule: messenger RNA, 2668 nt
Organism: Orbicella faveolata
Lineage: Eukaryota; Metazoa; Cnidaria; Anthozoa; Scleractinia; Merulinidae
Source: RefSeq, a predicted model, not a curated record
GGCACAGAAAGCUUCGGCUUUAAAUCGUACGUUCUAGCAGGACCAACAUCGAAACAAAUUCUUCCCUGGCUGGGGAAAUUUUUCAAGCAAAAAAGAGAAAUAAUGGUGUGGCAAAAUGAAGUACACUGGAGUAAGCGCUACUGCGACCUCCCAUGCCACAAAAUUGUACCACUCAGUAGAAAAAUAUUUGCUGCAGCUACAGGACCUAAAGAGGGUGUUAGGAACAUCCCUCCAGGCCAUGAACCCUUUGGCAGAUGGACAGAGCGGCAACCUCGAGCUUAUGGUAUUGGAACCUCAUUGUACGAAUGUGAUCCUGUUACAACCUACACUUCUGGAGACCCAAUUGCUGAUGUCUAUGCAGUGGUAGCUGGAGAAAACAGUAGCAUUCUAGCAUUAGCUGAUGGCGUAGGUUGGGGUGAAAAGUCAAGACUUGCUGCUCGUUGUGCUGUUGCAGGCUGUUUACAAUAUUUAAGCAGUCAUUUAUACACGGCAAACACUACUUGUGAUAUUUUGAGUAUUCUACUUAACGCAUUUCACCAUGCACAGGAGUUCAUCAAGGACAACAACGCAACAACAACGACUUUGUGUGUAGCUGUCAUUUGUCAACUUAAAGCUAGUGAAAGGUGGGGUCUCUGUGUAGUCAAUGUUGGUGACAGCCUUGCAUUUACAUACAAGACGAGUAAAGGUGUACAAGAAGUGACCAUCGGUUCACACUAUGACAACGAGGAAAGAGACAUGAGUAACCCAGGGGGAUCCCUUGGCCCUGUUGAUGGUUACAAUCCAGACUUGAGAAAUCUGACUUUCUCAUUUACUGUUCUUGACUCUGGAGACAUUGUCUUCCUCACAAGUGACGGCAUUUCCGAUAACUUUGAUCCCAUAAUUGUGCCGUGUACACUUUGUGAGAUUCCUGGCGACCAUGGCAUUCCCCAGCAUCAAGCAUAUGACCCACCAAUAGCGAGACACAAGACCAUGCUGGAUGACAUGACUAAGGUUAUCCAGGAAGAAGGACCUGAAGAUCAAGUAUCAGCGAUGGCAGUCUGUGCAAAGCUCAUUUCACAUGUGUGUAAAUCCACUCAGAAAAAGCGCUCUUUCCUGGAACAAGUCAGACGUGAUGAUCACAACCUGGUUGCAUCAAAUAAGGAAUUUCGCAGAGCUAGAGAGCAAAACAUUUCGCAGCAGAUGUGUGAGUUGCCAGGGAAGUUAGAUCAUGCUGCUGUUGUGGCAUUUGAGGUGGGCCACUUCUCUUCAGAACCGCUGAAGCUAGAACCGGGAGGGCAAGCUUAUGGUAAGCGAAGACAAAGCCUGUUCAAUGACCUUAUUUCUGGACUAAAAGAAAUUGCCAACAGGAGGGCAUCAGUUGAUGACCACUUGGAUCAACACGAGAUAUCUAGCAACAGUGACUCUUUUACUGAGCUUUACUGACCGUUUGGAAACUAACUGGUUCUAUUAACUCUAGCACAUUUAUUGUUAUAUUUAGUGACAUUGCAUUACAUGUGAUAAAAUGAGAUGAGUCUAAAAGGCCUUAGAAUUGGUAGUUAAAUUUGGAUUCCCAGUAUUUUCUUUUGUUGUAGCAGAGUUUCACUGAACAUUUUGGUUGUGGUACAUUAACCUUUAUAGCUAGUCUGCUGGCAGCCAGUUUUUCUCUAAGGGUCACUUGAAUGAGUGUUUAGCUAUCGUGAAUGCAAUGCUAUGGCUCUGGCUGAGUAGGGAGGAAGGUGAGACAAGAGCGGUAUGGCCAAGAAGGCUAAAGCAUCUCACCUCAUAACCUACGCUGAAUUUUGAGAGAAAAACAGACUAGUAGUAGUAGUGGUAGUAGAAUUUAUUGGAGAGGGUAACAUUUGACAGUAACAAAACUGAUAAACUAAUGGCCCUCGAAAUAAACACAAAAGCAGUCUAUUUAAAGCGGAUCUUUUAUAGCUAACCUCAUCAUGAUUGUGUGAAGUAAAUUUAGAGAUGUCAGUAUCAAACUACAAAAAAACUGGAUAUUAUAUCAUUUGGCACGUUUCGUUACCUAUUGUUACUUUCACAAUUUUACAGCAUCAUUUAAUUGUAGAACAAUUUUUAGAAAUUUUAGAAUAUGCUGAUUAGAAUUAAAUAUGAAAUCAUUUGUGCUGAACUGCUGAACCCUACGUCAGAUGAGUCACAGUAGACCUCUAGGAGGAUUUUUAACAAAUUAUAAAAUAUCGACAAUGCAAAGGGACUAAAGGGUUAACAAGAGGAACUGCUAUGCAGUACACCCAGUCCAAGUAGUUUUAGAGUUCUUUGUUGUUUUCUAGCAAGUUGAAGAGAUUUCUAAUUACAUGAACAUUUAAACAUUCAGUACACAUAGGUUGUUAGUAUUCAAUGUACAUUAUGUCUAUAAUUUUUUGUAGAUAGAAAAGAAAGAAUGUGUUAAAUCAUUCUAGUCUAGUAGGGAAAGAAAAAAUUACAUAUUUAAUUUGUGCUUAUUUGUAAUUAAGUAUAACAAAUUUAAAUUAUUGGCACAAUCAUUUAGCAUAAUUAUAUAGAAUUUAAUAUUUUUUCAAUAAUUAAAGAUUAUUUCAUUAUGCAGUGAUUUUUCUGAUCUUGAAAGGUAGAAGUUUGUAUAUUUUAUGUGUUUAGAACAUAGCCCAAAGAAAAUAUUCAUGGUGAUUAGUUGAAAAUCAGAAACACAGAAAAGUUGUAGUCA